Molecule: messenger RNA, 4960 nt
Organism: Eucalyptus grandis
Lineage: Eukaryota; Viridiplantae; Streptophyta; Magnoliopsida; Myrtales; Myrtaceae
Product: putative disease resistance protein At1g50180
Exons: 4
Coding region: 1512-3158 (548 amino acids)
Biological process (GO): defense response to other organism
Molecular function (GO): ADP binding
Source: RefSeq, a predicted model, not a curated record
CUUAGUUUUUGCUUUAUAUGUUCUACUUUUUCUAGUUUUUAUGCAUUUUAGUUUUUUUUAGUAUUGUUGUAGUCCUUGCAAUAGUAUUUUCUAAAUUUAAAAUUUUUAUGUACUUUGAGGCGAUAUGGAUUGUGCUUUGUUCCGUUUUUUUACUUGGGUCAUUUAAAUGACAUAAAUAUUGGUUAGUGGACCUUAGUCAGUCCUAAAACUUUUAUGUCCAAGUUCCGAGACUUAAAACUUUAGGAAGAUAUUCCCUAAGGUGGGGGAAGAAAAAUUGCCCCUUAAUUAAGGGGCAAAGCGUGUAGACAUCGACACAUAAAAAUAAGGAACGCAAUUGUGCAGCCUACCGCCAACAUAAUGGCGGAUAGGCAGCCAAGGCCCCUGUCGGUAGUUUCGGCUACGUACCCUCAAUUUGUGGCUUUCACAUGCAUGCUGUCUAUAUGGAUUGGGCUUUGUUCCCUUUUUUUCACUUGGGCUGUCUGAAUGACAUAGAUAUUGGUUCACUUGCUUCCAACAGGCCGGUGGUGCUAAGUCCUAUACUCUAGAAUGUUUACUAUUAACAAGUGGAAGCUUUCCUCGGUUUGUGGCUUUCACAUGUAUGGGAAUAUUAUCCAAAAAGUUCUAAAUUUAUUAUUUUUUUGUCAAUUCAGUCAUAAACUUUUAAAUUUUGUCAAUCCUAAAUAUUUUCAUGCUUUGCCAAUUGAGUCUAUCUGGUCAAUUUUGGCCAGAAAUUACGUACGCAAAUGCCGACCGUCUCACAUGGCACGGCUGACACUGACACGGACAAGCUUCUUGAAGGCGACGUUUCAUUUCUUCACAGCUUCCAUGGUCGUGCAUUUGAGAUUUAAAUUUCUAGGCAUUUGAAGAGCAGCAAGAGUUCAUUCGAUAGCUAAAUAAUUUCAAUUUCGUUUUCAAUUAUAGGACGUAUUGAAAUUUUAGUCAUUUGUAAUCAAAAUUUUUACAUGCUUAUUAGAUGGGUGUAAUUUAAUAACUGAAUUUUGCUCAAUUACAACAUAGUUGAGGCAAACUGAUGAUGACAAACUUUUGUUCCGAUUUUUCCCCAAACUUGUAAGACAAUCCCACUAUGAGUAAGCUUUUGACAAAUAUUUGCUUUAAUUUCGACAUAUUAAACAAGGACCACUACUAACGAAGAAGUCCAUGAUCAAAUAGGUCCACAAAUAGACCCACCAUGAGCAAGCCUUUACUAAGGGGGCUAAGGCCAAAAGCUUAAGACCCACAUGCCGCCCGUCUGUUUCUCUGUAAAUACAGGAGCACGAUUCACAGAAGAAAAAAAUCGAAGCUCAUGCUUGUUGCAACUCCAAGAGUAAAAGAAUGAACAUAAUUACCAGCUUAGUACACUUUGAAGAGAAGUCGCCAAGCUUGGAGACCUAAUAAAGCUCAAGUCAUUCGGAGGGCCUAUAUGUGCAGAGCUUGUCAACGCAUAGAAGGGAAUUCUGUGAGUCAUUCUCAAUCACAAGCUCCACUAGUCAUUGUCAAGUAGUGCAAUACCAAUGGCCGAGGCUGUUGUUUCGUCCGUGGGGCGGGCAGUAGGAAAUCUGCUCAUCGACGAGGCCAAAUUCUUGUUGGGCGUGGAGGGCAGGGUCGAGGACCUGUACAGGGAGCUUAGGCUGAUCCGGUGCUUGCUGAGGGAUGCGGAUGCGAGACGAGAGCACAACGAAGCUGUGGGAGAAUGUGUCGCACAACUCCGAGACUUCGCCUAUGAUGCCGAGGACAUCAUCGAGAGAUACACCCUCAGAGUCGCGCUGAAGAAGGAACAAUACAUCACCAGAGCGUGUGCUUGCUUCGUGGCGAAGUGCACGUGCGUGGAGGUUCAUAUGGUGGGGACAGAGAUUGAGGACUUAAAAUCCAGAAUUUCCAAUCUUAGAACGAGCAUGCUGGCUUUUGGCGUACAACCUGCGAAUGAAGGCGACCGCAAAUGGGGGAGAGAUUUGACGUCGAAACGUACUCAUUCCCCUUUCGGGGAAGAUUUUGUUGGGAGGGAAGAUAGUAUUAAGGAGUUGGUGAAGCUGUUGAAGGAUGAAAAACAGCAGAGAGUUAUUUCUAUAUGGGGAACGGGUGGUGUGGGUAAAACCUCACUUGCUAGGAAAGUCCUUGCUCAGGAUGACGUGAAGAAAAAUUUCACUGGUUUCGCUUGGGCUUGCGUAUCUCAAGAGUACGACGUGAAAGAUAUUUUGAUGGAAAUUCUCCUUAAAUUGAUCCCUAAUCAAAAUGAGAGUGUUAAGAAUAUGAUAAAUCAUGAAUUAUCUGAAAAACUACAAGGGACCUUGAAAGAAAAGAGUUGUAUCGUGGUUCUUGAUGAUAUAUGGACCAAAGAGGCAUGGGAUAGUCUUCAAGAUGCACUCCUGGUUGAGAACACAAAAAGCAAGCUAUUGAUAACAACCCGAAAUAGAGAUGUAGCUGAGUAUAUCAAUCCUCAAGGGAUCCAUGAACUUCGAUGCUUAUCGGACCCAGAGAGUUGGGAUUUAUUAAAGAAGAAAGCAUUCCCUGAAACAAAAGAAAUCACUGAAGAUAUGAAGAAGUUAGCACAUGAACUCCUUAUGAAGUGUGAAGGAUUGCCCUUGGCUAUCAUUGUGCUUGGUGGAUUGCUGUCCGUCAACAAGUGGAAGACGAUUCAUGAAAAGAUCAAUUUGCAUUUUAGUGAUAAGAACGAUGUAUCAAAAGUGUUAGCCUUAAGCUAUGAUGAUUUACCAUGGCAUCUAAAGCCAUGCUUCCUCUAUUUGGGUAGCUUUCCUGAGGAUGCAAAAAUCCUUGCAACAAAAGUUCUUUACAUGUGGAUUGCUGAAGGUUUUGUGUCGCUGAAUGCAUAUGACAAAGAGAGAGAAAUUUCAGUGGAAGAUGUAGCGGAGCAAUAUUUAGAGGAGUUGGUUAACAGAGGAAUGGUUCAAGUACGAUUAAAAUUAAGUGGAAAGAUCAAAAGCUGCCACCUCCACGACCUGAUGCGAGACUUAUGCAUCUCCAAGGCUCUGCAAGAGAGUUUUCUAAGCAUUCAUAACAUUCAACAGGACAAUGAGAUGGAGAAUUGUUCUGCUUCAAUGGCAUUAAAUGUUGGGUCAAGUUGCAAAAUACGAAGACUUUCUCUUAAUAGAAAUGUGAUUCCAAGCUUAAAAGCAAGAGGAAGGACUUUGGUCCACCUUUGAACUCUCAUGUCCUUCGAAGGUGUCACAUGGGACUCGAAGCAAUUUCAACCUAUUUUCGACCAUUGUAUGUUUCUUAGAGUUCUGAAAUUGGAGAACCUUAAUGUGAAGAGAAGCUUACCUAAAUCAAUGGGAGACCUAGUCCAUUUAAGAUUCUUAAGUUUAGCAGGUGGUAGGUUUAACGGCUUGCCACAAUCUAUGGGGAACAUUAUAUGUAUGGAAUUCUUGGACCUGCUUGUGGAGACAUAUGUUAAGGUUUCCAUGCCAAAUGUGUUGUGGAAGAUGAGAAGGUUGAGGUAUCUCCGUCUUCCCUACAAAUUUGCCAUCGAGGAGAAAUUCCUUUGGGACCGAAAGAAGUUGCGGUUGGGCACUUUAAAGAAUCUACGGACAUUAAAAAACUUUAAUAGGGAGAAUUGUGAUGUGAAUGAUGUAGGCAAGCUUACCAAUCUACAAAAACUUACUGUCUUUGACGAGCAUGAUUCUAUCGGGCUAGAGAUAUUUCCGCAACUUGCUGAAUUCAAGUUGAAACAUCUUCAAUCCUCGUCUUUUUAUUUGAAAAAAUAUAAAUCUUUAUGGACUGAAGGUGAAUUGAGUAAAAUGUCAAACUAUCCCCAUUCCUAUAAGCUGUCCUUAGGAGGGAAAAUAGAGAAGUUAUCGGAACAGGAACAUAGAAGUCUUCCCCAACAAUUGAGGAAGCUGGUCUUACUAUUUUCCCAACUCGAAGAAGAUCCGAUGCCAAUAUUGGAGAAAUUGGAAAACUUGGUUUUUCUCAUGCUGGGAGGUCAGGCUUUCACGGGAAAGGAAAUGGUUUGCUCUGCAGGAGGCUUUCCUCAACUCAAGCAUUUACUUUUUUGGGCAUUACCUCAUUUGGAGGAGUGGAAGGCUGAAGGAGCCGUGCCUCAUCUUUCUUGAUUAGGGAUCGCAGAGUGUCCCAAAUUGAUGGUGGUGCCUUCACAUGUCUCUAGAUAUGACGGUGCGCACGAAAUAUUCAAGGAGGGGAAGAAGCAGGGCAUUUUUUGAUGAAUUUUCCAUGUCUUCUUUCCAUCAUAAAUCAUCAUUCAUUUCGUUUUCCCUCUCAUCCCUGAGGACUUGCAAAUCAGCAGGGGGUGGAACUGGAAUCUGUUGUUUCGCUCGCUAUCGAGAGAACUCGGCGACUUUGCUCAUGGAAGACUGCAAGGUUCUCCCGAGCGCCAUGAGGAGGAGAAGGAGGAAGAGGAGCGAAUUCGAUGAGUCUCCAAAAGACGGCUGACGAGAGGCAUCUGAGGAAAUAAGAGUUGUCGCUUGUGGUGUUGGUGUUGAAGUCUUUAACUUUAAGUUUUUUUUAUGUGCUUUUAGUUUUUACGUGUCUUCAAUAAUGUAAUAGUGGAGUCCUAGUCAAUAGGAAGUGGCUUGUUUUUAUAGUUUGUUUCUGCAUAUGUUCUGGUUAGUGGGGUAUGUUAGUGGGUCUUUGUUGUUGCUAUUCUGUAGCUAUUUUCUUGCUAAGUGGUUUGGAUGUUCUGCCUAUUUAAUAGGCUUAUGUUCUGAUGAAAAAUAACGAGAGUUACAGCAGCAUCUCUUAUGUGUCUUCUUCUCUUUGAUUAAAUUUCAACAGUUGGAAGACGUCAUCGUGGAAGCUGAUGCAUUGCAGAGGAGAGGAGAUUCGAUCGUUUCCAUAGUGCUGGUCAGAUGUUUGAUGAAAUGCGGAUGUGGAGUAGAAACUAGGGUACAUUAAUUUGAAAUUGGCUUGUUGCUUUCGGUUUGUGCAAUUGAUUUCUUUGUAUAUAGAGAUAAACGAUAAUGAGAAAUACAACAGCGCAUUUUGCAUC